AUGUCUGAACGACGCCCCUCAGGGUUAGAAAGAAGCCCGACAGCGCCAUCUGUCCUGUCCAAUGGCCAUUUUGCCUCGAUCGGCGGCGACGGUGACACUGCAUCCUACGAGCAUGGUGUGCAGGUCAUUGAUGAGAAUAAGGAGUUCAAUCCCAACUUGUCCAAAUACUUAACUCUCGAAAAUGUCACGCCGGCCGGCUUCAACUACCACCUCAUCUCCGUGUUUGGUUCGCAGUCCACCGGAAAGUCAACAUUGCUCAACCACCUCUUCGGCACCGAGUUCUCGGUAAUGUCCGAGCUGGAGCGAAGGCAAACAACAAAGGGUAUCUGGCUGUCGAACAAUAAGAAGCAAGGUGAGGCCGGCGCGGAGGAGCGCAUGGCGGAUAACAUCCUGGUUAUGGAUGUGGAGGGUACCGAUGGUCGCGAGAGAGGUGAGGACCAGGAUUUUGAGCGCAAGAGUGCGCUUUUCGCGCUAGCCACGAGUGAGGUUCUUAUUGUCAAUAUCUGGGAACACCAGGUUGGCUUGUACCAGGGUGCCAACAUGGGAUUGUUGAAGACCGUCUUUGAGGUCAACCUGCAGCUCUUCCUGAAGGAUAAACAUACUACCCACCGUUCUCUCCUUUUCUUCGUCAUUCGUGAUUUCAUCGGCACAACACCGCUCAAGAACCUCCAGAAGACAUUAUUGGAAGAUUUGUCCCGGCUCUGGGCGACGAUAUCGAAGCCGGCUGGGUUGGAGAACUCUACGAUCCAUGAUUACUUUGACUUCCAGUUCUACGGACUCCCGCAUAAGGGAUACCAGCCUGACCAGUUUGUUACGGAGGCUAAGAAGCUGGGCUUGCGCUUCCGGGAGGGCCAUCGCGAUCCCAAGAGGGAUGCGCUCAAGGGCGAAUUUUCCGAAGGGGGUGUUUUCUUACCUGAAUACCACCGUCGCAUCCCAGCGGAUGGAUUCUCACAUUAUGCGGAGGGAAUUUGGGAUCAAAUUGUCAACAACAAGGACUUGGACUUGCCAACUCAGCAGGAGUUGCUUGCCCAGUUCCGUUGCGACGAGAUUCUGCGCGAAGUGAUGAUUGGCUUUGAUGAGGCGAUUAUCGCAUUUGAAGAUAAGCAGGCUGAGGCCGUGCGCCUUGGCGCACCAGAGGUUCUUGGUGGACUGGGUGUUGCCAUGCGCGGUGCCCGCUCCAAGACUCUGAAGAGCUUCCAGACAGAAGCUAGCCGAUACCACAAGGGUGUAUACCAACGCAAGAGUGCUGAGCUUGAGAGCAAGGUUGAUACUCGUCUGAAGGCCCUGUUCCACGGUCAGCUUUCUGCUGCCCACAAGUCCGGAAUUCGUGAGUUCAGCGAAUCUGUCUCUGCUGCAGUGAAGGAUGGCCAGAAGAAGGGUGGUAGCUAUGACUUUGCCGAGAUUGUCACUCGGGAAGCCCAGGGCUCGAUGGAGAAAUUUGAAGAGGUUGCCCGCUCUACAUUGGUUGAGGGUGCCAAGUGGAGUGACUACAAGCAAGAGCUGGCUCUUUACCAGAAGGAAUUGUCUGAAGUUAGUGCCCGCCUCCGCCGUGAUGAGAUGAGACGUUUGGCUACCCGUGUCGAGCGCUGGGUGCAAUCUCGUCUCGGCGAAUCAGUUGGCCUUGAGUUCAAUGCUCUUGGAUCAGGAAGAGCUGGUAGUGGCGCUCCCGAGAAUGGAGAGAAGCCCACCGAGAAGGCUUUCUGGGACCGCAUUUGGAACCUGUUCGAAGAAACCGUUCUCGAUGCCGAGCGCCGUUUCACAGACCGUGCAAGCAGCUUCGACGCUAGCCUCGAUGAGGUCGAUGUCGGACUCUGGCGUUUGCGCCGCAAAUCUUGGGGUGUUCUCCGUGCCAAGAUUGACGAGGAAAUGAUUGAGGGCAACUUACUUCUCAAGCUCCGUGAGAACUUCGAGGACAAGUUCCGCUAUGACGAGGAAGGCGUUCCACGCAUCUGGCGCCCAACAGAUGACAUUGAGGGCAUUUAUACCCGCGCUCGCGAGUCCACCUUGACCGUUAUUCCUCUUCUGUCUCGUUUCCGCCUGGAGAAGACCUCCGCUCCUCCCCCCCUUGACCGCUGGGUCGGACACACCCCGAGCACCGCAACCCCCGCGGACGAGGAGGACUUGCCCCCAAUUGGCGGCGUAGACGAAGACGAGGGCAAAAGUCUGGAAGAGGAGAUGACCAUCCUCAGCGACUCAAAGCGCCAAGAACUCACCGUCCGCUUCAAGAAGACCGCUGACGGCGUCUACGUCGAAGCUAAGCGCAGUGCCAUCGGCGGCAUGACACAAGUGCCAUUGUAUUUCUACGGUCUACUCCUAGCCCUAGGCUGGAACGAGAUCUGGGCUGUCCUCCGCAACCCAGCCUACUUCAUCCUCCUCUUCGUCUGCGCUAUCGGCGCAUACAUCACCUACCAACUCAACCUCUGGGGCCCCAUGCUCAAGAUGACCGAAGCCGCCUCCCAGCAAGCCCUGGAAGAAGGUAAGCGUCGCUUGCGCGAGUUUCUCGAGUCCUCCGACACCGGUCGCCAAGCUAUUGCCAUGUCGGCUGGUGAGGGGAGCGCCGGCCGCAAGGAGGAGUAUGAGAUGUCGGAUUUGAAGACGGGUGGCUCGAAGGCUGGUGACGAUGUGGAUGAUAUGUAA
Messenger RNA from Penicillium antarcticum, 2637 nucleotides. RefSeq names its product dynamin-like GTPase SEY1 (gene sey1). Gene Ontology annotation, molecular function: GTP binding; GTPase activity. The transcript has 4 exons. Gene Ontology annotation, biological process: endoplasmic reticulum membrane fusion. Gene Ontology annotation, cellular component: endoplasmic reticulum. NCBI's taxonomy places the organism in Eukaryota, Fungi, Ascomycota, Eurotiomycetes, Eurotiales, Aspergillaceae. The coding region runs from base 1 to 2637 and encodes 878 amino acids. The record is from RefSeq and is a predicted model, not a curated record.